Messenger RNA from Symbiodinium natans, 1713 nucleotides. NCBI's taxonomy places the organism in Eukaryota, Dinophyceae, Suessiales, Symbiodiniaceae. The record is from the annotation of a GenBank genome assembly.
AUGGAGCCCGCCCGCAAACGAGCUCACGCGGCUCGGUUUCCCACAGCCAGGAAACCUUGCCUGACUUUUCUGACUUGUUGGGCACUGGCUGCGUCAUGGGCGCCUUCCUUUACGGGCUUCAGCGGUGUUAGCAAGAUGUGUCAGCAGUGGCUGUCCUCUGCAGAGGGCCAAGCCGCCGAAUCCAAGCAGCCAGGCAGUGUGGCCGUAGCUGCAACAACUCAGCAGGAGGCAAAAGCGGGCCAAGCAGCCCUGGACACAGAGUCGACCAAGAAACUGGUGCUUCUGCUUUACCCGGAUUUGGGUUCGCCAGGUUUUGCCGAGGUGCCGCACAUGGGCACGGUGCUUACAGGGAGAAGUCCGACCUGGGCAGAGGCAGCAGAGCAGUUGGCUCGACGGGUUAAUUGGGAUUUGGGCACAGAGCCGGUGGAGUUCCGGGCAAUGUCCCUAUCGGAGCUUUGCCAGAUGCCUGGCACAUUUCGUGCCGACUUUAUUUUCGGCGUGGAUCUGUCGGAACCUCCACAGGAGUGUCAGGAAGUGCUCGGCGAAAUUCUCGGCAAGGUUGAUUCCAGGCUUUUCAUAACAAGUUCCAAGUCCCGCAGCAGCAGUGAGUUCUGGACAUCCAAGACUCUGCUUGCAGGAGCGCGGGAGGCGGAACUGUCCGAUCCUGGCUUUCUUGGACUUUCUGCAGCCAUCGCAGGAUACAGCGAGGCUGCAAAGCUUCGAGAGGAUGUGACAGACCUCUGGCACCGAAGAACGGCCGAAGAAGCCGUGUAUGCUAUGCUGCUUUUGAUUGACAGCGCUGUGAUGCCAUUGCCAGCGAUGGUGGACCAACGGCCUGUGCCAACAGCAGAGACGGUGUUCCGCGCCGUGGAUCGGUGCCAGGAUCAAUUUCGAAACUGCUUCACUCAACCACGCUGCCUGCAAAGUUUGGCUUGCCUCUCGCAGUGUGGGCUCGCAGACCAGUCCUGCUCCUAUCGCUGUAUCGUCUCUUACCAAAGCCAAGCCUUCACCGAUUUCAGCCUGUGCGCGCUGCAGAAGCAGAAUCUGCUCAACUCGCAGAUUACCCGCCCGCCCACGCCUCUAGCAAAGCCGUUGGGGACAUUCAGAGGUAAACCCUUGACCCACGAGACAGCAGAGAGUAUCCUCGUGGGACAUUUCCACCCUGAGAAUCAUCGACACAGUUGGUUGGUCGCAGCUGGUUCCAACCCGGCAUACGAGCAGUUUGCCCUGCAGUACCAGCUGUGGUACAAGGGAUCCGGGAGGAAUACGUUCUGGUAUCAUCCGACCUUCUUGGUCGAGGCUCUUGAUGGAGCUAAGAUCUGGCGUACCCGGGACUACCGGGUGCGCAGGAGGGAUACGCCCGGGAUGUGGGACUUCUCCGUGGUUGACAACGGCAUCAUCUCGGAGGAGCGAUGGCACUUACUGGGAGCCGAUGAUGACCUGCAGUGGAUUGUGCUUUUCUAUGUAGGUGUCGCGCGCCGCGCCGGCCUCUCAUAUCGUGGAUGCCUGGUGCUGACGCCCGAGGGCGAAAUGCCGGGCCCGGAGCAUGCCGAGGGCGUCGCCGCAGCCAUCGCGCGGGCAGAGAUGAAGCCUUGGGAGCUGGAAGCCACCAGCAACCCUCCAGUGGACCCCAGCAAUCCCCCCCCGCUUAUCGCACCCAAAACGCAGGAGCCGGCGCCUCUGCUCAAGACAGAGGACAUGGUGACAGCCUAG